Molecule: messenger RNA, 2321 nt
Organism: Sorghum bicolor (sorghum)
Lineage: Eukaryota; Viridiplantae; Streptophyta; Magnoliopsida; Poales; Poaceae
Exons: 6
Coding region: 218-538 (106 amino acids)
Source: RefSeq, a predicted model, not a curated record
CUCCCCAUUUUCCGCGGUUUCCUCACGUUUUCUCUUUCCUCUUCUCGCUUCUCUUCCUCCCAAGCAACCGCUUCUCGCCGGCGGCAGCUGCCGCGUGCCGCACACCGUCUUGGCGCCUCGCCGUACUAGCCCCAGAGGCUUCUCCGAUACCUGGGGAGGCGUCGCCCGCGGCUUCGUCGCCCGAUGAGCCGCUGCCCUGUUUCCUCUCGUGCAUAUAAUGGUGUCAAGACCUGUAGUACUUGUCUUCCUGUUGGUGGUACUCAUAGUCACGUCCCAGUUUGAAUGGAAGCAACAGCUUGUAAAUGAGUUGGAAUCUAAAGCUUGCAACCAGAAACAUGUUUCAAGUAGAGAAGAGCUUGUCAAGGAUCAGAUAAUCUUCGCUCAAGAAAAGAUGAUUCAGAAAUUGAAUAAUUUUAUCCAGAAUCUUCAGCAACAGUUGCUGCAAUGUCGUGGCAACAAUAGGACAGUCAAUCCUUCUGGAACUUCUUUGACAUCUUAUAUUAGUGAGAUCCAGAGGCCGCGGAUGAUAGAUGACUGAUAAGGCCGUGCAAUGUGAGCUAUACAGAUAAAAAGAUGGGAUAUUGACACAAAGUCACGUGGGCAGCCCAGUUCUCCCAGUAAAAUCAGUUAUAAUGUAGUAUUAGCCUGCACAGAAUAGUAUUUGAUCAGUUCCAGAGCAAAAGGAACACUGGUCCUUUGAAAAUAUAUGUAAUUUUAUUUUCCCUUUCCUUUUUUUCGCUAAGAGAACCUGAAUAUUCUUUGUUUUAUGAUUGACAUCUAUAUAUAUAUUUAUAACAUAUAAGCUUUACAUUCUAUCCUCUACAGAUUUUGUGAUACAAAGGUGUUCUAAAAGUGUAAAUUGCUCUUUAGUGCGUGCUCUGGCAUUAGCACUGAAACCUCUUCAAAGAGGAAAGAGGAUUCUGCUGUGGCAUAUUACAGUCUCUGUUUCUCCCCAUUCACAGCAUGCUGCAACUUUCUUAAACAUCAUACCAGUUUUAAUGCCAACAGAUUUUCACUGUAUGAUUCUCACAUUUAUUCAGCUGUAAUCUUUUUCUCAGUAUUUCAAAUGCUUUAAUUUCAGCAGAAUUUUGACUUAUGCUAUAUCCUCAUGAAAUUCUUAUUGUAAGAGUGUUGCUUGGCGUGGAGGUCAGGGGUCAGGGCUAAUAGAUGAAAUGUGCAGACACCAUCAGCAUAGUUUGGAGCUUAACCUGUUUAAAUGCCAUAGUAAAGGAUCCAGUGCCACAUGUUUUUCGGUAAUAACAUUUUACUAUGUUGUUAAAAAUAUCUAGAUAAAUUGUCACUAUAUUGAAUAUUGUGCCAAUACUUCUCUUGUGAAACCUGGGGGUGAUGUACUUAUGUUUGCCUUGCAUACUUUAACUAAAGAAGUAAGAAAUUUGCAGACUGUUAGUAUAUCAUUUUUGGACUUCACUUGGAUGGGAGACUACACAAUGGUUGUUUCUGAACUUUGGGAUUAUGUGAUGAUUUUGUGGCAUUAGUAUGUACUUACAUCACUUGUGGGUAAAUGUUGUUGAGGCUAAGUCUUAUUUAGUUCGUCCACUUACUCCCAGUUCCUCAGUGCUGAACUGAAAUGUAUUAAUGCCUUUGACUAGGUCCUCUUGGCUUGUUAAGCCACUCCUGUUGCUGAGCAGCAAUGUUUGAAAGGGAGCUGUCGGCAUGCCAUCUUCUUAAGUGGUUGUACUAUAAGGCAUUGAUGUCCAUGCCAAUGAAGGGCUGGAAUGCUAUCUUUACAGGAAUGUAGUUCAUGUGGCAUGGACUGGGAACUAAUGCUGAUAUAUCCAUUGCCUAGUUACUUAUCCUGGAAUCAUUUUACUGUUUUGCAAGUCUUUCAGAUGUGAGAUGUGGGUAAAUUCCGGAGUCAUGCAUAUCUAUCUAUCCAGGAUUAAACAAGGUACGCAGAAUUGAAGAUUCCAAAAUACCUUCUCGUAAGUCGAAUUAAUUUGCUUCUGUACGGCUGGAAGCUUAUUAGACAUGGUUGUGUCAAUUUGUCAUGGAAGUGUUGCACAGUUGCCAUCAAUGUUCUAUAGUUCUGCUGCUGGUUUUGCUUGAGCGGGUCUUCUGCAGAUGUCCCUGUCUGGGAAGCUCUGCUACAGAGCAAGUAUCUGCAGAGAGAGGAUAGGUCGAUGGCCAAAUGCUGUGCCCAUCGGUAGUGAUCAAUCUUUUCAAUCUGUACUCCAUUAUGUUCAUUUGGAUUUAAGAUGCAAGAGUCCCUAUCUUCCUGCAGUAGUUUGGUGCAUGUGCCCUGUACGACAUUACCUUGUAACAUUAGCAUCUGGCGUUGGUUGAGCAGCUGUGUCAUCUGC